UCUGAGCUCCCCUCCACUUCCCACUCCAACUCCCCAAGUUCUACCUCCUUGGCCCUACCCUGGAGCACCACUCCUUUCAGCCCAGAAACAGAGACCCCCUCCAUGCUCUCGGAUACCAGCUCCAGGACUGCCCUUCCAGGUGACCCCAAGGUCCCUGAGUCACACAGAAAUCCAGGCGUGGUGGUGGUGGUGUGCCUGCUGGUGUCUGUCCUGCUUAUUGGUUCCGUGGUGCUGGCCUUGAGGCGUUGCCACCAGGGGGAGGCCGAGUUCCAGAGGCUGGAUGAGGUGUCCAUGGAAACCAUGAACGAGAGGUCUUCCUUUGCCCACCACCCUCCGAAGUGAUCCUCAUGGGGCUGACAGAGAAGGGGACAUGGAUGGGGCUGGGGUCCCUGGGGGAGGGGUGGGGCCUAUAAUAAAUCACCCACUGCUCGCCCGAGCCUCCUGAGUCAU
Molecule: messenger RNA, 450 nt
Organism: Loxodonta africana (African savanna elephant)
Lineage: Eukaryota; Metazoa; Chordata; Mammalia; Proboscidea; Elephantidae
Gene: CIST1
Product: colon, intestine and stomach enriched 1
Exons: 3
Coding region: 103-342 (79 amino acids)
Source: RefSeq, a predicted model, not a curated record